Racocetra persica is the source of this 270-nucleotide messenger RNA. Lineage: Eukaryota; Fungi; Glomeromycota; Glomeromycetes; Diversisporales; Gigasporaceae. The record is from the annotation of a GenBank genome assembly.
GCUGAACAAGCUGCUAAUGAAGCUCGUGAGAUUUACGAAUCUUUGAAUACUCAGCUAGUUAAUGAAUUACCUAGAUUAAUAGAUCUUCGAGUACCAUAUUUUAACCCUACAUUUGAAGCAUUGGUGAAAAUACAACUCAGAUUUUGUCAAGAAAGUUAUGAAGGAUUGAAUAGUUUGCAAGAACAAUUUUCUGAUAACGAUCAAGUUGACAAUAAGGUUGAAGCCGUUUUACAAAAAAUGAGAGAUCUGGCUAUUUGUGGAAUGGGAUAA